Adelges cooleyi (spruce gall adelgid) is the source of this 2159-nucleotide messenger RNA. RefSeq names its product inter-alpha-trypsin inhibitor heavy chain H5-like. The record is from RefSeq and is a predicted model, not a curated record. The transcript has 14 exons. NCBI's taxonomy places the organism in Eukaryota, Metazoa, Arthropoda, Insecta, Hemiptera, Adelgidae. Bases 57 to 2075 code for a protein of 672 amino acids.
UCAUAAUUGGUACUGGCUGUGAAAAUCUUAGUAAAUCGAAAAUAAAGAAAUAUUUUAUGAGUACAGCAAUCAACAACAAACAUGUUUGGACUACUGUGUCGAGCUCAGUGCUGAACGAGUCCGACAAGAACGAAACGAUCAAUUUCCAUGCUGUGCUACCGAGUGCAGCACUAAUAAACAACUUCACAGUGUCAUACAAAGAUAAGAAUUACUAUACCGGAGUGGAAAAACACACAACGGAUCACAAUGUUACAAUAAACGAUACGAUCGCCAAGGGAUUUCAGGCAUCGGACACCAAUGUUUUUGUGUAUUCUGUAAUUGUUGAACCGCGGUGUGAAAUAUCGUUUGAACUAGUUUACGAAUAUGUGCUGACAAGGAAACUGGGUUUUUACGAGAACGUACAAACCGUGUUAUUCGGUCAGAUUGCAUGCGACCUACAAGUGAGUGUAGACAUUAAGGAUGCGUGUGACAUAACGUUUUUGAAAGUGUCCAAAGCUCAUAAGGCAUAUAAAGGACAAGAGUACGAUUCAGUGAAAGUUUCGCAUUAUUCGAACCAGCAUACGACCAUAUUGUGGGCGCCCAACGAAAAUGAACAGUUUGAAUUUUUAGAAAAUAACCUUUUGACCCAACUCGUUGUUCGGUACGACGUCGAUCACGAGUCCAUGCCGAAUUUACUCCUUCAAAAUGACGAGUAUUUCGUUCACUUUUUUGCACCCAGCAAUCUAAAACAUUUUAGAACACAUGCUAUAUUUGUUUUGGACAUGAGUUCUUCUGUGGGUGAACUGAAGUUGUCGCAAAUUAAAAGUGCAAUGAGAAACAUAUUAUCCGAAAUGAAACCGGAAGAUUACUUCACUUUGAUCGUUUAUUCGGGAAACACAAGAAUUUGGGCGGUAAACUCGAAGGAGCAUAAAUAUAAUGAACUGUCCUUUAAUGAUGUAAUAUUUGAUGAUAAAGACAAUGCUGAAAAUUUGUUGAAACGCUAUUUGGAAGACAAUACGACAUUAAUUCCGAUCGAGGCAAACAAAAACAAUAUAAAUGAAGCGAAAAAAUACAUAAACCAGUUAGAAUCAAAGGAGCGGACCAACGUAGGAUUUGCGUUAAAUGCAUCACUAAUUAUUGCUCAUGAUGGAUUCGUUAAUUACAAAAUACAACAAUCCGACGACACUAUAAAACCGAUUAUUUUCUUUCUAUGUGAAGGAAUACCUAACGAUGACGAUCAACAAGAACUAAUAACUUCACAUUUAGUGCCACUUAACCAUGCAAACUAUUCAAUAUAUUGUUUCGAUUAUGACAAAACGAAAAGCCUCAAGUUCUUAAAAGCUAUAUCUUUUCGUAGCAACGGCUUCACAAAGAUAAUUUAUCACAAAUCCGACGCUGCUGUGCGGAUAAAAAAUCUCUACAAAGAAAUAUCUACACCUCUUUUGUCCGAUAUCAGUAUCACAUAUGACAAUAGUCAACCAAAAUUCGUAACGACCACAUCAUUCAAGUAUUUCUUUAAUGGGUCCGAACUGAUGGUUGCUGGAAAAUUAAAGAAUCCAAAUAAUAAAAUUAACUGUUCAAUAACAGCACAGGCAUUUCAACGCAAGUGCUUUGGUCCAUGUUACACGGAAUUAUGUCGAGGUCCUGAGAAAAAAGAACAACGUGAUGUGAUAAAAAGAUUCUUUGCUUGUAUGCAACUAAAACAUUUGAUAGAUCAAUUUGAAAGCACAGAAAAAACGGAGAAAAAAAAAGAAAUCAGAAAUGCAUUUUUAAAUCAUACUAGAGAAUUCGGGUUUAUUACUACAUUGAUUCAAGGGUGUCAAUAUGUUAUUCCCAACAUACCGCUUUCUUAUUCGAUAAAAAUAUUUGAUGUUGAAAAUAAUGGAACACACUAUUAUGAAGAUCAAUUAAUAGAGAAAUUAAUUUAUGAGUACAAGAAAAAUCACAAUGACAAAUCAAAUGUUAAACAAAUCAAUGACAAUCAAACUAUUAGCAACACUAACACACAAUCAACCGUAUCAUACAAUGCAAAGUUUUAUUCAUUUCGUUCUCAAUCGUCCACACAUGAAAAUUUUGCAAUGGUGUCUCAUGGUUAGAAAUCAAUGUCACUGAUUUCAUAAAUAAAAAUAAUACAAUUUUGUCAACAAUUAGAAAAUUAAGUGUUUUGUAUUAGUAUUUUG